UUCGCUACAACAUCCAGAGUAGCGCAGAAUCCCUGCAGCGGAAAGACGCAAACUUUGUCUGCGUUCCUCACAGAGCUCAGACGUCUGAACCCACUGACGCCAUUGUAGCCCCCCCCCCCGCUGUCAUGUCUGGAACACUCCGACUGUCCACGCUCAGACUCCUCAGCAGCCGCAGCAGCGUCUGCUCUCCAGCCAGGCUGACCAACCGGUGCCAGGCCCGAACCCGCCGGCUGCACUCCAGCGCGGGUCAUGCCCUGCCCAGACUGCCGUUCUCCACGGUGACACCCGAGGACGUGGACUUCUUCAAGACCGUGUUACCCGGCCGGGUGGUCACCGACCCCGACCUGCUGGAGUCCAGUAACGUGGACUGGCUGAAGUCGGUGAAAGGCUCCAGUGAAGUUCUGCUACGGCCCCAGACCACAGAGGAAGUCUCUCAGAUCCUCAGGUUCUGCAACAGUCGUAAUCUGGCGGUGAACACUCAGGGGGGGAACACGGGUCUGGUGGGGGGCAGCGUGCCGGUGUACGAUGAGAUCAUUCUGUCCACGGCGCUCAUGAACAACGUCCUGAGCUUCGACAACAUUUCCGGAAUCCUCACCUGCCAGUCCGGCUGCGUCCUGGAGAACCUCUCCAGCUACCUGGAGGAGCGGGAGCACGUCAUGCCGCUGGACCUGGGCGCCAAAGGCAGCUGCCACAUCGGGGGGAACGUGGCCACCAAUGCCGGCGGCCUCCGGCUGCUGCGCUAUGGCUCCCUGCACGGGACGGUUCUGGGCAUAGAAGUGGUGUUGGCGAGUGGCCAGGUGUUGGACUGUCUGGCCACUCUGCGCAAAGACAACACGGGGUACGACCUGAAACAGCUCUUCAUCGGCUCGGAGGGGACGCUGGGCGUCAUCACCGCCGUCUCCAUCCUGUGUCCUCGCAAGCCUCGCUCCGUCAACGUGGUGUUCUUAGGCUGUGAAACCUUCCCCCAGCUGCUGCGGACCUUCCAGCUGGCCCGAGGCAUGCUGGGAGAGAUUCUGUCCGCCUUCGAGUUCCUGGACGCCGAGUGUAUGAGGCUGCUGAACACACACCUGAGGCUGCUCAACCCCAUCUCUGAGAGCCCGUUCUACGUCCUCAUAGAGACGUCGGGGUCCGACCCCGAACACGACGGAGCGAAGCUGCACGCCUUCUUGGAGCAGGCGAUGACAUCAUCACUGGUGGCUGACGGAACCGUAGCCACGGAGGAGUCCAAAAUCAAGGCACUGUGGUCACUGCGUGAACGAGUCACUGAGGCUUUGACUCACGAUGGCUUCACCUACAAGUACGACGUCUCCCUGCCCGUGGAGAAGAUUUACCAGCUGGUGCUGGACAUGAGGGCGCACCUGGGGGACCGGGCCAAGAGCGUGGUGGGCUACGGUCACGUGGGAGAUGGAAACCUCCACCUGAACAUCACCUCUCCUGCCAGAGACCCGGCGCUGCUGGCUGCCAUUGAGCCCUUCGUCUACCAGUGGACGUCCGGCUGCCAGGGCAGCGUCAGCGCAGAGCAUGGUCUGGGUCUGAAGAAGAGGAACUACAUCUACUACAGCAAAGCCCGGCCGGCCGUGGCGCUGAUGCGGGACAUCAAGACCAUGAUGGACCCGCGAGGGAUCCUCAACCCGUACAAGACUCUGCCGGACGACCUCCAGUGACGGUAGCUGACGCUGGAGCUGACACCAUCAGGCUCUCACACCUUUGCCGAUCCCCACUGAGCUGCACCUGUUUCUAAGGUUUUGAUCAUUACUGAAGAACACUGAACUGUCCAUGUUGUUGUGUGUACUGAUGUGAAUGUUCAGACACUUUUACUUAA
Synchiropus splendidus (mandarinfish) is the source of this 1822-nucleotide messenger RNA. RefSeq names its product D-2-hydroxyglutarate dehydrogenase (gene d2hgdh). Gene Ontology annotation, cellular component: mitochondrion. The transcript has 10 exons. The record is from RefSeq and is a predicted model, not a curated record. The coding region runs from base 126 to 1664 and encodes 512 amino acids. Lineage: Eukaryota; Metazoa; Chordata; Actinopteri; Syngnathiformes; Callionymidae. Gene Ontology annotation, molecular function: FAD binding; catalytic activity.